AUGGUCUCGGACUCAGGGCCGGACCUGGGCCUGGACUCAGACCAUGGGGACCAUCCACUGAGAGAAACCCGAGGGAGGGGGGAGAGGGGGGGGGGGGGGGGGGGGGGGGGGGGGGGGGGGGGGGGGGGGGGGGGGGGGGGGGGGGGGGGGGUGGGGGGGGGGGGGGGGGGGGGGGGGGCGGGGGGGGGGGGGGGGGGGGGGGGGGGGGGGGGGGGGGGGGGGGGGGGGGGGGGGGGGGGGGGGGGGGGGGGGGAGGCUGGUGCAUGA
Molecule: messenger RNA, 267 nt
Organism: Knipowitschia caucasica
Lineage: Eukaryota; Metazoa; Chordata; Actinopteri; Gobiiformes; Gobiidae
Source: the annotation of a GenBank genome assembly